AUGGGCGAGACGGGACGCUUCGGCGGCGACACGUUCAAAGACGUCGUUCACGAACGAGUUCAUGAUAAACAUUGCCUUACUGGAGAUACCAGAGAUGUAGAUAUAGAUAGCAUUAAAAUAAAGUGGAAAUGGAGAGAAGAAGCUGAACUUGAGAGGAGGAAGGGGUCGACGAAAAUUGAAAUGAUGCGCUGGAUAUUUCCUGUGCCAGUUCUUCUCAUGUCCUGGUUCGGCGUGGACCAAGUGAAGUCAAACUCCUGCAUCCGGACUGCUCGAACAAUAUAUUGCUACGAAUGUGACAGCUGGACGGAUCCUCGUUGCAAGGAUCCCUUCAACUACACCGCACUGCCCAGAGACCAGCCGCCGCUGCAGACGUGUAACGGUUGCUGUGUCAAGAUGGUCCGGUAUUCUAAGAGUCCGUACGAGGUUGUCCGACGCACCUGCACAUCACAACUCCAAAUAAAUUUGUUCAUGGUGGACCACGUGUGUAUGAUGGAAAGUACUGGAACAGGCCACAUGUGUUUCUGUGAAGAAGACAUGUGCAAUAGUGCGCAUACGCCGUUCGCAGCACUGGCCUUGGUUGCAACACUAGUUGCAUGUGCAUGUCUGAGGUGA
Arctia plantaginis is the source of this 612-nucleotide messenger RNA. The record is from the annotation of a GenBank genome assembly. Lineage: Eukaryota; Metazoa; Arthropoda; Insecta; Lepidoptera; Erebidae.